CGCACAUCCGGUGGAGUUUCGACCAAUGAGAAGGCGUCGUUUCGUUUGAACCGGGGGAGCGGUACUCUUAUCGUUGUUCUGUCUGUUGUUUAAAAACGGAAUAAAAUACUUAUAUUUCAUCCCGUAACUAAAUCAACUAACGUUAGCUAAAAAAUUAAAUAAAUAAAAAGGUGUGAUAACGGAUACAGACGGAGGGGACGUUUAAUGUUUGAGUUUGUCGGUUCCCGAUCUUCUUGUUGGUGAAACUGACCUGAGUAAAGAUGAACCGAGCAGGCCAACCGUUGUUCAUGAAGACCUACGGCAAACAGAAACGGAAGUUGGAGGCCUGGAUCUCCCCUGACAACCGAAAACAGGUUUUCGACACCACCUCUUCCUCUGACCUCUCCAUUGCUGAGCCCUCCAACCCCAAACCCCCGGCCAAGAGAGGGAGAAAGACAAGUACAGCAGAUGGCAGUAGAGCGACGCGACUAGCUAAGUCCAAUGCCCUGUCCUGUCUGAGAGAGAAGGACAGUGACGAAGAGAACAUCUUCAUUGUCCCUCCUCCUCCUCCUCCUCCUCACACCCAGCAGCAGAGCAACAACGCAGACAGUCCGACUCCAGGGAAGUUUGUGACGCAUCGUAGGGGAGCAACAACCGCCAAACACAAAGCCCCCAAGAGGAAACUCAGAGUCCUGCUGGCCCAGCUCAGCUCAAACUCCUCUGAUGACUUCGUCCAUGAUGGAAGAGAAGAAGGGGGAGUGGUCCAGCGUGCCUUCCCUUGCCGUGCCAAACAGGGGCGCCGCCGUGCCCUGGCCAACGCUGACAGCUCGUUGGCCGACCCGGGGAACAGCGGAGUAGUAACCAACGGUUACGGUUUCCUGCGAGAUAUCUCUCUGAAUGAUUCGCCCGAGCGCCCCUCGGGACCCUGCCACAGGAAACCUCUCUUCUCCUCCACCCCUAGCUCACGUUCCCUCCGUCCUCCCAUCUCUCCCUCCGCCAGCGACGUCAUCUCUCUGAGCGCCGCCCGGGAGGAGCUGGCCGUUCCAGAGGACCCGCUCCGUCCCUCUCCGUCUGCCUCGCUCGCAGAUCCACGUCCUGGGCAACGCCAGCUGUCGUCCCUGUGCCGGGAAGUGGGACCAGAGGUAGGAAACUGCGAAGGAUCAACCAGCGUGAGGAGUAACAGGAGCCGGAAUGGAGACUCGGCGAUCCAAGAUGGCGUCGGUGAGCAGCUGAGCCUGAGCCUGUUCUCCGCGGUUGCCUGUGAGCGGACUGGCUCAGGCACGGCCGGGGAGGAAACUGAGGACGGCAGCCAUUUUGUGUCGGCGACGACGGCGGGACGGGAUUGGCUGGCCGAGGUAGUGAAGGAGAGAUGUCUGACGCGGCGCUGUGUCGUACGGCUAGAGAGAGAGUACAAACUGCACCGCGACGCCACCUAUUCGUCCUGCGUCGACCCUACGAGGUCACGCUACGACGGCGGGUCCGUCGACCACUCGGUGAUCAGAGAUCCGUCUACAGCGAGGGGUAUAGAGAUCCGUCUAGAGGAGACACCGUCUAGAGGAGACGCGGGGUCGGCGAACGAAGGGCGGUCUGUAGACCGUGCGGUCAACGACAGCGUUCGGACUCUGGGAAGGGUCGCGUCGAUCAGCCGGACCGGUGAGGAACUUCUCAGGGUGGUGCAGAGAUGUCUGAAUGUACACUGUGAGGUACAGCUGGAGAGGCUGAUCGUCCCUAAAGGGAACUUUCACAAGGACAAGGACAGUCUCGUCCCUAAAGACCACGUUCCCAAGGACAGUCUCGUCCCUAAAGACCACGUUCCCAAGGACAGUCUCGUCCCUAAAGACCACGUUCCCAAGGACAGUCUCGUCCCUAAAGACCACGUUCCCAAGGACAGUCUCGUCCCUAAAGACCACGUUCCCAAGGACAGUCUCGUCCCUAAAGACCACGUUCCCAAGGACAGUCUCGUCCCUAAAGACCACGUUCCCAAGGACAGUCUCGUCCCUAAAGACCACGUUCCCAAGGACAGUCUCGUCCCUAAAGACCACGUUCCCAAGGACAGUCUCGUCCCUAAAGACCACGUUCCCAAGGACAGUCUCGUCCCUAAAGACCACGUUCCCAAGGACAGUCUCGUCCCUAAAGACCACGUUCCCAAGGACAGUCUCGUCCCUAAAGACCACGUUCCCAAGGACAGUCUCGUCCCUAAAGACCACGUUCCCAAGGACAGUCUUGUCCCUAAAGACCACGUUCCCAAGGAGAACCCACACAGAAGGAAGAUGGGAGGUGUUCCCAAAGAGAGGAAGCGGAGGAGCGUGUCUCGGGAGCGCCCCGCCACCGGGAGGAAGGUGUGCGUGAGCGGUGUGAGUUUGAGUCGCUGGGGAAGGAGAGACGGGCCUCCGACCGGCAGAGCAGCGCCUCCCCCUGGUAGAGCUGGGGACUGCAGCAUUACUGAACUGCUGUCUGCUCAACACACACGCAAGGUAUCCAGUCUAUCAGACAGUAUUAUAUUAUCCUGUUCCAGGUAUCCAGUCUAUCAGACAGUAUUAUAUUAUCCUGUUCCAGGUAUCCAGUCUAUCAGACAGUAUUAUAUUAUCCUGUUCCAGGUAUCCAGUCUAUCAGACAGUAUUAUAUUAUCCUGUUCCAGGUAUCCAGUCUAUCAGACAGUAUAGUCCUGUGGACUCCAGGUAACAGUGUCCAUCUGUCCUCUCUGCUGGGGACUCCUGACACUCACACCUGGAGUCGCCUCAAAGCUGCCCUCUCCCUACACAGGAAGACCA
This is a messenger RNA of Salmo salar (Atlantic salmon), 2750 nucleotides long. NCBI's taxonomy places the organism in Eukaryota, Metazoa, Chordata, Actinopteri, Salmoniformes, Salmonidae. The record is from RefSeq and is a predicted model, not a curated record.